Messenger RNA from Psylliodes chrysocephalus, 792 nucleotides. The record is from the annotation of a GenBank genome assembly. Lineage: Eukaryota; Metazoa; Arthropoda; Insecta; Coleoptera; Chrysomelidae.
UGCACUAGGAACUGUCACUUUGACAUUAUAGUUUUUAUAAGUUAAUAAUAAUGAUUCCUAAAUUUAGAUCAAAAUUUAUUAUAUUCGGAAUAAUAAUUACGAUACUAAUUGAAACGCUUACUUGUACAAUUGCAGUUUUGCCACGUAAAAGUUUAUACGAACACAUUGUGGUAAGAAGAGUUGAUUUGUACAUGACAUGGACUUCUUCAAUGGUUUUAAUUAUUGCUGUGGGUAUGUUAGGUAAUAAUGUAUUCGUCAAGACAAAAUUCAGCCCUCAUACUGGAUUAUGGAUAUUUGUUUCGUUACUGGCCGGACUUUUUCUACUAAUUCAUGUACUAACGACAAAAAUAUUUCCCGAUUUCUGGAUAAGCUUAACUUUGGUUCUUAUUGAUGAAGCAUUGAUAUUCAUUUUUGUAAUCUGCAUAUCUGAAUGUCACAGUGCUUUAGAAAAUUGGAAAAGGGAAAGAGAGAAAAUUAUUCGUGACGCAGUUCGUCCUAGUACUUCCCGUAGGUUAACGACGCAUGCUGUAUCUUUGGUGCUUUCGGAAGAGGAUAUUUCUCAUCAAAAUCUUGAUUCUGUAGAACCUUGGUUGGAAAUAGUUGGAAUUCCUGUUUCUUUGUAUAAUUGGAAUGCGGAUUAACACAAAAUAAAGGAUGUAAAGAUGAUAAUAUAUUCCAACACCAAGAAUAUGAUACAAUCCGGUCCUGGGUAAAUGCUCUUAUUUGAAAACUAUUCUAGUUGUUCUGUGUUAUUUGUAGGAAUUGUUCAAUUAAAAUAUGUUUAGUGCUUUA